CCUGAGCCCGGCUCUUGGAGCCCUGGAGGCCAGGCCAGGCCCGGGCUCUCGGCCCCAGGGGCACCUCAGCCCGAGCCUUGUCCCAGACCCUGGGCUCGGGGGGAGGUCGCUGCCACCACUGCCCGGGACGUGCAGGCCUCCCACCUACCCCCCAGGCCUCCACCCAUCUGGCCGACUGGCCGACUGGCCGCCAUGCGCCUGCCGUGGGCCGCCUCCCCCUGCGGCCUGGCCUGGGGGCCACUCGUCCUGGGCCUCUGCAGUCUCCUGGCAGCAUCCCAGACCCCACUGAUGAGGGAGGGGCCCGCACAGGCGCCCCCAUACCAUACGGAGAACCAAACGUGCCAGGACCGGGAAAAGGAGUACUACGAGCCCAAGCAUCGGGUCUGCUGCUCCCGCUGCCCCCCAGGCACACGUGUCUCAGUGGAAUGCAGCCGCGGCCAGAACACAGUGUGUGCCAUGUGCCCCGAGAAUUCCUACAAUGAGCACUGGAACCAUCUCUCCUUCUGCCAGAUGUGCCGCCCCUGUGACCAGAUGCUGGGCUUCGAGGAGACUGUGCCUUGCACCAGCAAACAGAAAACCCAGUGCCGCUGCCAGCCCGGAAUGUUCUGCGUGCACUGGGAUACCGAGUGUGUGCACUGCGAGCCACUCUCCAACUGCCCACCUGGCACUGAGGUGGAGCUCAAAGAUGAAGUCACGGAGGCUAAGAGAAACUGUGUUCCCUGUAAGGCAGGGCACUUCCAGAAUACCUCCUCCCCCAGGGCCCGCUGCCAGCCCCACACGAGGUGUGAGGAACAGGGUCUGGUAGAGGCAGUUCCAGGCACUGCCCAGUCUGACACCAGCUGCAGAAAUCCACUCGAGUCCCCUGAGAUGCCAGCUGUUCCGUCUGCUGUCCUGGCAGGAACCGUGCUGGUGCUGGCCAUCCUGCUGCCGCUGGCCUCUCUCCUGUUCCUCACCACGGUCCUGGCCUGCUCCUGGAAGAGCCACCCCUCUCUCUGCAGGAAGCUGGGAUCCCUGCUCAAGAGGCGUCCAGAGGGAGAGGAAUCAAAUACUGCUGAUGGAAGUUGGGAACCUCCGAGGGUCAACCCACAUUUCCCUGACCUGGUAAAGCCACUUCUGCCCUUCUCUGGAGACUUGGCCCCGGCCUCGGCCAGGCUCCCAGCGACCCCAGGCUUGGAGGAAGAGGUGCUACAGCAGCAGAGUCCUCUAAGCCAGGCCAGGGAGCUGGAGGCUGAGCUCCCAGAGCAAGGCCAGGUGGCCCAUGGUACCAACGGCAUUCAUGUCACCGGCGGGUCUGUGACUGUCACUGGCAACAUCUACAUCUACAACGGGCCAGUACUGGGGGGAGCACGGGGCCCUGGAGACCCCCCUGCUCCCCCAGAACCUCCAUACCCCACCCCCGAAGAGGGUGCCCCAGGCCCCCCCGGGCUCUCUACACCCUACCAGGAGGAUGGCAAAGCUUGGCACCUGGCUGAAACAGAGACACUGGGGUGCCAUGCCCUCUAACAGGGCCAAGGACCCAAUUUGUCCCCCAUGCCUCUUGGUGUCUGGGAAAAGCCAGGAGAAGGGAGGUGCAAGAGCAUCUUCUCCCUGCGGCUGCCCUACCCACACAGGACUGACAGAGGGCCUGGAUAGGGCCCCUGAGAGGCAGACCCUGAGGGGCCGGGCCUGAGACGCAUCUCUGAGAGCAGGGCCGGGCACUGGCCGGGUAUGUGCAUGCCACAAGACUCUCACCGCCUCCUGUGCAGGCCUGAGACUUCACUGCAGACCCUCCUGCCCGCCGGGGCUGCACUGCCCACGCUUCGGGCACGGACAGGGCAAACGAUGCUAACUGCUGCCCGCCACGGCAUUCUGCACCCUAAGCAGGGCACAGAAGGAGGACAGCCACAUGGCCACUUGCAAGGACAUCAGCGGGACCUCCAGCAGAUUCGUGGUGCUCAUCCCCAAGCUUCAGAGGCCCUUUGAGAGCCCACACUUCACAUGGACUGAAGUAGACCCUGUAGAAGAUGGAGUUACAUGGAGGACCACCCCUCCCCUCUCCUCCUAGAAAGGGAGUCACUAAAAACUGGGGGUUUGGAUACAGUUACUAGGUAGAAGGGAGAGUUUUGGAGGGAGAGGAAAACGGCAAGUGUAUUUAUAAAUUGUAACCACAUGCAAAUAAAGAGGAGAUCGAGACCUAGA
Molecule: messenger RNA, 2178 nt
Organism: Prionailurus viverrinus (fishing cat)
Lineage: Eukaryota; Metazoa; Chordata; Mammalia; Carnivora; Felidae
Gene: LTBR
Product: lymphotoxin beta receptor
Exons: 10
Coding region: 193-1503 (436 amino acids)
Biological process (GO): positive regulation of canonical NF-kappaB signal transduction; immune response; hematopoietic or lymphoid organ development
Molecular function (GO): ubiquitin protein ligase binding
Source: RefSeq, a predicted model, not a curated record